Gasterosteus aculeatus aculeatus (three-spined stickleback) is the source of this 5512-nucleotide messenger RNA. The record is from RefSeq and is a predicted model, not a curated record. NCBI's taxonomy places the organism in Eukaryota, Metazoa, Chordata, Actinopteri, Perciformes, Gasterosteidae.
UGUGUGUGUGUGUGUGUGUGUGUGUGUGUGUGUGUGUGUGUGUGUGUGUGUGUGUGUGUGUGUUGAUUUCGCGCUGGGUAGUUGAAUCGUUUGCGUUGGUUCAGGAAUGAGACCGUGCACCAUGUACCAGUAAGAUGUACCAGCACCAUUAACUGUUAAUGUAGCUACGACGGUGGGAAAUGAAUUCAAAUACAUGUUGACGGGGUGAAAAGCAGAAAGCGUGCACAGACAUGGCCCCCAGUGCCUCCUUUAUUUUGUUGUUGUUGUUGUUAAAUGGAAUAGUAGAAAUUUCCACCUCUGCUGAUCAAUCACUUUCUGUAAACUGUCAUAAGUAGCAGCUCAAGACAAUGAUUGUGAAGAUCAAUCUCUUAUUUGUUUACUCAUGUCCAGCGAUACUUUGCAUUAAACAACUUGCCCUGCACCUUGUUAAGUGAUGGCUGUGUGACUGUUAUCUGUUGGCACCGCUUUUUCCUGAUUAUUAUAAUGCAAAAAAUCAUGUUUUUGGGUUCUGCUGUGAAGCGGCGUCACACUCAGCCCUGGAAUGACCCAAGCUGAUUUAUCCUGAGUAGCAGUUGAUCUGCUGUGCUUCACUACGUUACUCUGCUGUGGUCUGCUGCGGCCUAGAAUGCUGACUGAGCCCGUUUUCUUUCUCGUGGACAUGAUGUCGUAAGCAACAGCCAUAUGUUUGAGAUCGGCAUGUCUGUUCCCUGCAAAGCAGCUGGAGAGGGCUUCCACUGGACAAACUUGGACAUCAACGGCUCUCUAUCCCUUGGCACAAGGGGCUCGCAUCCCGCCAUACCCCGCCAUACUUGCUAUGCAAGAGGUGUGAUGUUCCUCAGUCCCCAAUUCACGGAGCAGAGCGUAUAUUGGAGGGGAUUUAAAAUCCAUUAUGGUUUAGUGCUCCCCAGGAAAAUAGUUGAACAGAACAUAGCUACAGCUGGCGUUAGGACAGUUCGCCUUCGGGAACACCCUAAGCAGCAUACGCAUUGCCACUUCACUGAUCAUUUUGCAUGCAUUUGUGUUCUACACAAAUAUAUUAUAUAAGCUACCAAUCACAUCUCCCAAUUCUCUUAUAGAGUUUUCCUGUGAUCUGCUGAAUGAUAUCUUAUGUUCGUAGCAAUCCCGCUGUUCUUUUAUAUUUUCUAUAGGGGUGGUAUGAGCCAGGUCUCUGCAGUGGUGAACUUGCAUUUCACACUCUGGGACAUUUCGUGUAAUUUGGUGCAACACAUCUGUAAACACAUAAUAUAGAGAAUGCAUUGAAUAGUUGGUAACAAAGUCAUUAUUUAAUGCUGCUGGAAUCCUGUGACAGAUGGGAAACGCUCAUGCAGAGAACGGUCUUUGUAGUUAUUUUCACCCCUGCUCUCUUGACUUGAUGCUGCUGUAAAUCCCCCUUUUCUCUCUCUGCCGCUUCCUCUCUCCGAAGCCCUGUAGCAUCUCUGAUGUGGAAACAGUGGGAAGCGAGAUGCGGAAAUUUAUGAGAUGCUUAAAAAAAGCAGGAAAAAAAAUGAAGGGAUUUAUCUUGCAUUUUCCUGUGUAUUUAAAAAAGUUUUAUCAUGUCUAUGUCUGUCUGUAGUUUACAUUUAAAAUACGGUUCACAAAAAGAUAUGAGGUAAUGUUCUUUCGGUUUCUUUCCAUUAUGUAGCUCUUUUAAUUUUAAAACAACCUAACAAAAAGCACACCCCUUAUAUUUCAGGCCUUUCCUUCCCUGCCUGUUAAUUGAGGUGAUACGGAACAAAACGUCAGCCGAAGCAUUUUCUCUAUUAAAGAAACCUCCAAAGACCAACAAAACACAUUCUUUAUUGAUGCAUUGGAAUUAGGAACUACUGUAAUUUCCCCUAGGACAUUGAAAGAGCAGGAAUUGCCUAAAAUAUAAUUUGUAUUGGAAGCUUUUGUCUGGGUUUCUGCUUUUGGGAGAUCUGGACAGUACCCAUAGAAGUGAUAUAGCACGUUGUUUCUGCUUUCCUGAUCAUAUCAUCGUAGUGAAUUGCUGUGCAUCAAGCAGUAACUGGUAUGCAGAACGUAUUAUACCUUUGACCUCUGCACUGAAUCAGAUUACUUUAACUGCUAUUUGUUGUCCAUCAACAUAAUACUAUAAUAGCCGUGCUGAAUAGCUUAUUCACUGCAAGUUAGUUUAAUUACAGCGUCGCUAAGAACAAUACCGUGUUAAAUAAAACUAGAUCAGCAUUUAAUAAACGGCUCAUUUUCAAAGCAUGUUUUAUUAGUCUUUUGGGCUCCACGAUGAGAAGUAGCUGUUAUUCUGGACGGGUGCAAGAUUUCCCCUCAAGACACGCAUGCUCUACGCUGACCUUUCCGCCUCCUCUUAGUGUCGCUGCAGUCACAUGCCCGCCCAUCACAUGCCAGCACGCCAGUGGCUGUCCUUGCUUGCAUUGUUGAAGUGAGCAUAGUGUUCAGGUGUGAAGCCUCCCCUCCGCCCCCACCAUGGCACCCAGCCACCCCGCUGGGCUCCGCACAGAACAGCUUCUGGCCGCCUCUGCGAUGGUCUGGAGAUGUGAUUUUGAUGCACUGCACAGUUUGUGUUUGUCAUGACGCAUUAGCUUCCAAAGGUUGCCAAGUUCACAGAUAACAGUGAUGCGUGGGAAUUUUGUGGAGGGCAUGUAAAUAUAUGACCGUUUGACCUAAAUAACACGAGGUAUUUGUGUUGCAUCGCCCUUGUUGGGUUUGCGUGAGUGUAACAAAAUAACUUUUCAAGAUAGUCCUUUAAACCAGUAGUAGUCAAGAAAUAAGUCAGGAAAAUGUUCCUUUCCAGCCGUGCCUGAAUCAACAUUUAGCAGGAAGGUGGGUCUGCUCAGUGAUCUUUACAAACCGUCCCCUCCCACUCCGCUUCACCUCCAGCGCAGAGUCGCUGAAUUCACCGAGCCAACGGCCUCUGUUCCCUCUGCGUUGUAAUCAAUGCCUUCCUCCACUGUUAUGCACUGGAGAUAUUGAUGUCUUCACACCGGCUGCACUGGGACAGCUGCCAAGCCGUUUGAGACUCUUGUUCCAAGGUGACUUCUCUUUGUCGGCUAUUGGCUGAGCUCGAACGGUCAUAGUGCUCAGUUUAUGUUUGAGGUUUCACAACCUCGAUGGCAGAUACAGUGAAAAACACGACAAUACGGUAGGAAGUACAUUGAAUAUAUCAAAAUGGACAAACAAAGCUUUUUCUUGCUGCGCUGUGCGCCCAGAGAGUUUGGGCUAGUUUUGCAUAUUUUGACUCAUACUAUAUAUUUUUUAAUUGAUGAUUGAUUUUCAGGCAGCCAUUGGUUUCAAUUAAAUUCAUAAUUCCGUCAAGUAGAAACUUCGGUAAACCAUCAAUGAAAAGUCAGCCAUGUUAUUAACAUUCAGGAAUCACAAAAUGUUUACAGAAAUCCAAAUGCUGUAGAAUGAAUGUUGUGACAUUCGUGUCAGUUUAGAUGUUGGAGGAUCGUUUAGUAAACCUUUAGAGAGCCGGUAAAAAGGCAAAAAUCCCCAAAAUUGAUCAUUAUAAUAUAUCAUUCUUCUCGGUCUGCCGUGAUGAGGAGCAAUCAUUUAGUAUUCACGGUUUGCUAUUUAAGUUGAUAUAUUAGUAUUUCUAUUUUUGUACAAUACCAAUUACCAUAUUUACUGUGGCUUGAGACUUCAUCUUCUGCCAUUAGAAAUGUAAAUCAGCUUCUUAUUACUUGCCAGGUAAUUGUGCCGUUGUUGAGGGUGCCAGUAAACACUGCAAACAAGGACUUUCACACCAUGUUUGUGUUUUUAUUCAUCAACAUUAAGCAUAGUCCCAGUAGAUAUUGUCAAACUUCACUAUGAAACAAACCACACUAACAUACAACCUUGCACUUCACUGUCUUUGCUGAAGAAGUAUACCGAUUUAAAGGUGACACAAGUCCACGCUGAUGCUGCUCUGGUUGUGGUCAUGUGCGAAUGUGUCUGUGUACCGCAGUGCUCCUCCCAAUGCCGGAGCCUCGGAGCUGGAGGUGAUCUCCAUGCAGGUGGAGGAGGACAAGCAGUGCGCGGCCCCCGUCCAGCUGGUCAGCUUUGCCUACAGAGACUUGCCGCUGGCCGCCCUGGACGUUUCCCUCGCUGGAUCCCAGCUCAUCUCCAACCCAGACGAAGAGGACAACAGAGACGGUUUGAGAUCCGGCAGCUGAGAGCCCACCUGGCCCAGCAGGACCUGGAUCUGGUAGCGGAGCGGGAAGCAGCCAUGCAAAUCCACCACAUGUGGGGCAAACAGAGCAGUUUCCAGGAGGUGGACGGGUUGGCCUCCGGGACCUCCGACCACCACGGCCCAGUCAAUGCAAGAAAGCCCGGGGGGGCUGCAGUUCACCACGGUCAGGAUGACAUGAACAAAUACAUCAGCCAGUACUACAGUGAGCCGAGCAGCGGUGAGCAUGGACGCCGUCCCCCUUUCCCACGGCGCGCUUCCAUAGUCUCACAGCACUGUGCUUUGCUCUUGUAGACAUGGGGAUCUGAGACCCCGCGCAAGUCCUCAUCACCACAGCGGCCAUAGACGUGCACCUGCCCAACAACUCCAGCCAGCUUCCCUCCUCUCUGGUGAGCGCGGACGCAGUGUCGUGCGGUCGCCUGUGGCGCACCGGCAGCUCCGCCAGCGAGGCGUCCGCCGCGCCGGCGUCCCGCAGCAGCUUCAGCGUCCGGCAGCACAGCAUCAGCAGCCACACGCUGGGCUCACCACGGAAGGCAGCUCUACGGUGCGCGAGGCCUCCACCUCCACGGACUACAGCGACCAGCAGUGCUACCCGCUGCCGUACAGCAGCACGCUGGCGCUGGGCAGCGCUCAGGCCCAGCGGGGGGGCCCCUGCGCUGUGAUGCAGGAGCUGCUGUCGAGCCCGGCGGGUUCGGCCAAGGCCAGCACCGGGUGAACAUCUUUAACAAGAGGAACCAGGAGAGCAGGGUCGGGCUGCACUCCAAGCCGCUCAUCCACCUGCAGGGCGAAGAGCCCUCCUGGAGGAGAAGUACAGGAUGAUGGAGCCGGUCGACGUCCCGGUCAACCGGCUGGCAGAGACGUAGAAGACGUGGACGUCCCAGGACUGUUGUCGGGAACCGCCGGCACAUAAACGCGAGAGGAUGAGCACAAACGCAGACUUGAGAAAGCUAAUUUGUUAUCAGGAAUUGACACUUUUUCUGAAACAUUUUACCAAAAGAAACUAAACUCACAAUAACGGUCCUUCUCGAUGGGACUGCUGCAGGGUACAUUGGAUCAGUCGCAACUUAUUUCCAAUCUUUCUCUUUCUAUAUAAGCAAUGUUACAUUUUGUAUCUGUAGAGUGUGGCAGACUUUUUAUCGAGGUGUAAUUACUGGAAUGGUUUAAGAUUUUUGCUAAACUUACUAAAUGAUGUCCCACGCAUACUGAAUUUAUUGGAGUGGGUUUAACUAAAAUGUUAAAGUAAAUGAACAUUCAAGAUUUUGAUCUAAUACAUAUUUUUCCUAGUAUAGUGCGAACUUUGAGAGGUGUAAAGAGCAACAUACAACCAACCAGGUUAGAGACCAGUCAGGCCUUCACAGAGAUGCCUGAAAA